AUGCCGGGCAUUAUGGCUAGUUUGGUUGCAAUAAAUGAGGCCGACCAAUUGAUGUCACUGUUGUAUUUAUUCGCUGAACGGCAUUUGGGCGGAGGCAGGCAUGACGCACGCCUAGCCGAGCCACAUCGCAGCCCACGCGCCUUCCGACGGAGCCCCGCCGGUCGGCCGCUUCCCGUGCACUCCCGAAAAUGCCUCUUUCCUACUAAUGACUUUGGAGUGCGAAUUCUUCCACCCCACCCUGGGAGCGUUUCCUCCCAACCAUCUAGUGCUGCGCUGCCGAUUCCCACGCGGUUUGGAAAUGUCACGUCCUCGUUGUGCUUCAACGAGGUCAUGUUAAUCGGCCUGCGAGCAGGAUGUUUGGUCUCCGACAUCGUGGGUGGCACCCAAACGCCUCAGCGGCUCGAUACUGGUGCUGCUUGUCUGGGCCAGCGAAUUCCACCUCAGGUCUUGGGAUCUCCUGAUGGAGGGAGACGGUCAAGCGAAGGCCCUAGCAGUCCCAUGUCCCAGAAGACCAAAGAAGCUGCUGCCCAUGCUAGCAAACAGCUAGAUGAAUUGAUGGCUUCGCUUCAGCAGCUCAAGUCGGUUGACCACUAUGUUCAAUUCGAUGUGCUUGGUAUUGGUUAUUCGGCUGUUGGUUUGUUGCAGUUCCAACAGCAGCCUUCCUCCGACAGAUCACUUUCCACUCGUCAGCGUCAUGUUCCAUCUCCAUCAUCCCAACGUGGUCCUCUCUAUCAAAAUGCUUCAGCAUUUGUGGAGCAGCCUGCUGUCGAGGUAAACAGCCCUCGUCAUCAGACUUCUACAGAUGUUUCCUCCUCCUCCGCCUUCCCGCACUCCCCCAAUGGAAGCGGAGCGCCGGCGCGACAGACCAACGGCAAUUCAAUUUUGUCGCAGUCAGAGUACCGUGGAUCUCUCUGUCAGAAAUGCUGUCAACCUGUUAUUGGCAAGGUGAUCACAGCUCUCGGUGGGGUCUGGCACCCGGAGCAUUUCACCUGCGCCUACUGCCAGAAGAAUGUGGUUCACGAAUUCUUCUACGAGCACGAGGGCGCCCCCUACUGCACCGAGUGCCACCUCUCCCUAUUCGCCCCAAAGUGCGCCUUCUGCGGUGAAGCAAUCGUUGAUCGCUGCCUCGAGACAAUGGGGUACUUCUGGCAUCCGGAGCACUUCUUCUGCCAAGGCUGUCACACGCCCUUCGUCGAAAACGCCACCGCUCACGAACACCACGGCAAGGUCUUUUGUCCAGACUGCUACUAUUCAAGAUGCAGCGAACGUUGUGGAGGUUGUGGAAGGCCCAUAAUUGAUACCUACAUAACCGCCUUGGAACAACCUUGGCACGAAGAGUGUUUCAAAUGCAAAGAUUGUGGGAUGAACCUAACUGGGCAGAAUUUCUGCACAGAGGGCGGUUCACUGUACUGCGAGAAGCACCACCGUCGCAACUCCGGCAUGAUAUGCACCGCCUGCCAGGAACCCAUCACCGGCAGUCGCUGCAUCAACGCCCUCGGGAAACGCUACCACCCCCAGCACUUCGUGUGCACAUAUUGUCUCCGCCAACUGAGCACGGGGACAUUUAAGGAGCGCUUGGGCAAGCCCUACUGUGACCCCUGCUUCCGGCAACUCUUCGGCUAG
Molecule: messenger RNA, 1623 nt
Organism: Mesocestoides corti
Lineage: Eukaryota; Metazoa; Platyhelminthes; Cestoda; Cyclophyllidea; Mesocestoididae
Source: the annotation of a GenBank genome assembly